AUGAAGAUCAGUGACUUCGAGGUUAGGCGCGUCUUGGUAGAUUCAAGAAGCAUGGCCAAUAUCUUGUUCAAGGACACCUUUGACAAGCUACAGGUCCGGGAAAGCAACAUCCAGCCCAUGAGUACUCCUCUGGUGGGCUUCAACGGAGAAGAAGUCAAGCCCCUCGGACGAAUUUCAGUACCUGUGGAGGUUGGCAUGUGGCCCAACAUCACGAGGUUUAAGCAUACCUUCUUGGUGGUCGCGACUCCCUCCCCGUACAAUGCCAUCAUAGGGCGGCCCAUCAACCACGCACUUCGUGCAGUGGUGUCUACCUACUAUUUGGCCAUGAAGUUCCCCAUGGACUUCGGGGUAGGGGUAGUAUGGGGUGACCAGCUCAAGUCUCGAAAAUGCUACAUCGUGGCCCUCAAAGAGAAAGCCAGGUUGGCGGAUGAUGUCAAGCUAGAGCGGCCUGUGGAGUAUCCUGAGGAGCGAGCCACGCCAACCGAAGAGACGAUUCACAUCCUGACCUUGAAAGAAGAUCUGGCCAGAACUCUCUAG
Messenger RNA from Nelumbo nucifera (sacred lotus), 537 nucleotides. NCBI's taxonomy places the organism in Eukaryota, Viridiplantae, Streptophyta, Magnoliopsida, Proteales, Nelumbonaceae. The record is from RefSeq and is a predicted model, not a curated record.